Molecule: messenger RNA, 2406 nt
Organism: Urocitellus parryii (Arctic ground squirrel)
Lineage: Eukaryota; Metazoa; Chordata; Mammalia; Rodentia; Sciuridae
Product: vomeronasal type-2 receptor 116-like
Biological process (GO): G protein-coupled receptor signaling pathway
Cellular component (GO): plasma membrane
Molecular function (GO): G protein-coupled receptor activity
Source: RefSeq, a predicted model, not a curated record
UGGCUCUGGAAGAACUACCAGUAUGUGCUGGCUUUCUACUUUGCCAUCGAGGAGAUCAACAGGGACUCGCACCUGCUCCCCAACCUGACCUUGGGGUUCCACGUCUUCAACGCCUUUCACAGUGACCACAGGACCCUGGAGACGGCUCUGCUCUGGCUCUCUGGAGGCACCGAGUUUCUCCCGAACUACAAAUGCCGGACUCAGAGCAAGGCCAUUGCCGUCAUCGCAGGGACAGCGGCGGCGUUCUCAGCCCAGAUUGGAACGCUUCUGGAGCGCUACAAGACGCCCCAGGUCACGUACGGACCUUUUGAUCCCGUGCUGAGUGAUAAAGAUCAGUUUCCAUCACUCUAUCAGAUGGCCCCCAGGGACAGCUCUCUGGCCCAUGCGAUGGUCUCCUUAUUGCUGCACUUUGGCUGGACGUGGGUGGCGCUCUUCCUGUCUGAUGAUUUGAAGGGAGAGCAGUUCCUGAGGGAUCUGAGAGCAGAGAUGGUCAAGAAUGGUAUCUGUGUGGCCUUAACAGAAAAGCUCCCUGACACUAAGACAAUGUAUGGAUCAGGUGACGUCACCUUCCUGAGUAGGAUCAGAGUCUCCUCUGCAAACGUGCACAUACUCCACGGUGAAGCAGGGAGCCUCGUCACCGUGGACAUGGCAGCAGACUUCUUUUUAACCAYAGGGAAGGUGUGGAUCAUGGCAGGGAAGCAGGAGAUCGUUCUGCACGAGAUGAACCACAUGCUGCACUCUUUCCACGGGGGCUUCUCCUUCUCACCUCACAAGGGGGAAAUCCCUGGCUUCRGACACUUCCUCCAGACAGUGACCCCUUCCCACUACCCGGAGGACUUUUACUUCAGCAAACUGUGGGCUUAUUCUUUUGAUUGCUCACCUGCUGGGUCCAUCUGUGAAAAGUUUGGAGAGUGCAGACCAAACACUUCCUUAGAGUUCAUGCCAGGAAAUAUGGACAUCAUGACCUUGUCUGACUCCAGCUACUUUGUUUAUAAUGCUGUGUAUGCGCUGGCCCACGUCCUCCAUAAAAUUCUUUCGGAGAAAAUUGAAAUGGKAUCUUCAGAAGAUGCAGAUCAACCUCAGCUGCAUCCCUGGCAGCUGCAUCGGUUCCUGAAGAACCUCCGGUUUACCAACAGCGCUGGGGACCACGUCUCCCUGGAUGAGAAGAGCAGCCAGAUGGCCCAGUAUGACAUCCUCAACGCUGUGAAUUUCCCUGCUGGUCUCGGGCUGCUGGUUAAAGUGGGACAGUUUGUCCCCAGGAGUCCACUGGGUCAAGGCUUGGUCAUCAGUGAGGAGAUGAUAGAAUGGCCUAUUGGAUUCACAGAGACUCCUSGAUCUGUGUGCAGCCAGAGCUGUCCCCCGGGAUUCAGGAAGAUCCCCCAGGAAGGAAGGCCCGUCUGCUGCUUUGCUUGUGUGUUUUGCCCAGAGGGACACAUUUCCAAUCAGACAGAUGCAGAGCGGUGUGUCCAGUGCCCCGCACACGAGCACCCUAACAGUGAGAGGACUCACUGCCUCCCCAAGGUAGUGACCUUCCUGGCCUAUGAAGACCCCUUGGGCAUGGCUCUGGCCUGCACGGCUCUCUGCUUCUCUGCACUCACAGCUGCUGUCCUUGGGGUCUUUGUGAAGCACAGAGACACCCCCAUAGUCAAGGCCAACAACAGGGCUCUCAGCUACAUCCUGCUCAUCUCCCUCACCUUCUGUUUUCUCUGCUCUCUGCUCUUCAUUGGCCGUCCCAACACAGCCACCUGCAUCCUGCAGGAGACCACAUUUGGACUGGUGUUCACUGUGGCCGUUUCCACGGUCCUGGCCAAAACUGUCACUGUGAUUCUGGCCUUCAAGGUCACUGUCCCAGGGAGAAGGAUGAGGUGGUGGCUGGUGUCAGGGACACCUAACUUCAUCAUUCCCAGCUGCUCCCUCAUCCAGCUGACUCUCUGUGGAGUCUGGCUGGGGACCUCUCCUCCCUUUGUGGACACAGACACACACUCUGAACAUGGCCACAUCAUCAUCACGUGCAACAAGGGCUCAGUCACUGCCUUCUACUGUGCCCUGGGAUACCUGGGCUCCCUGGCCCUGGGGACCUUCACGGUGGCCUUCCUGGCCAGGAACCUGCCUGACACCUUCAAUGAAGCCAAGUUCCUGACCUUCAGCAUGCUGGUGUUCUGCAGUGUCUGGCUCACCUUCCUCCCUGUGYACCACAGCACCAAGGGCAAGGUCAUGGUGGCCGUGGAGGUCUUCUCCAUCCUGGCCUCCAGCGCAGGGCUCCUGGGCUGCAUCUUUGCCCCCAAGUGCUACAUAAUUCUCAUAAGACYGGACAAGAACUCUCUGAAAGGUUUGAAAGAUAAAAGAGGUGCUAAGGGAAAUCGGCAUUCUAAGGUUUUAUCUCAUGAGUCUCUAGCACAUUUUUAG